AUGGGUGCAGUCAAGGCGUCUGCAUAUUCCACUGGCUGUAUGUUGUCAUUUGCUUAUAUGCCCGUUUGCAGUUGCGAUUCCUGGAGGUUGUGGAAAGGCGUCUACGGACGUUUUUGGAGUGUCUACAAUCAUUGCGCGAUGGGACAGCCAUAUGAACAUUGAAUCGGAAAACUCCAGUAAAACCGGACAUCUAGACUUUUGGACCUCCAGCGUGAAUUUUUAUGCUGCAGACGUGCCUCGAGGUUUGAACGAGUCAUGCGCUGAAGUGCUUGCCCCAAACUCGACCCUGAUGGACAAUAUUAUUUAUCACGUCUACUCUGUGCCGCUGGUCACAUGCGGUGGAUCGUUAGACAGCUUUGAAAAUCCGCGAACAGAUGAGAUUCUGAAGACUAUAAGCCGCAUAUCAUCCUCGGGCGAUACACUUUUUCACGGUUCUUUGAUAGUGAGUGUCAAAGCAAGGUACGUAUUUUGAUGUUCACAACCGUCUAAUUGCGCCUGCGCUCCCAUUCCAAAUCCCACCUUUGCCUCUCUGUUUUGGCGACUUUUCAUCUUGAAGUUAAGUAACGAGAGCUUUCAUGGGAACGAUUUAAACCCUGUCAAUCGGUCUGGCUUAAAACCGGAUGCCUCGUAUGACAAAAGCAUGUAAACGGGACGACGAACAGUGACAUCAGGUAUCCCCUAUGAAAGAGUAAUGCAAAUUAGAUCCUGGUUAAACUAAGGAAAGUCAUCCGUAUACUAUGACAAUUAUUUUGGAAAGACUAUCAAAAGCCACCAACAGAGAGCAACAUUCGAGAAGCUUUUAUUAUUCACCUUGUCUAGAAUUAGGGCAUAUAGAAUUUUUGGUGAACGUUGAGCAUCAGCGUACCGGCCAGCUAGGAAAUCAGAAAUGUAGGCAACGCGUGUGCUGGAUGGAGAAAAACGGAGAGACUUCCCAGAUCAGAUCUGGUCCAAAUACUAGGUAAUGCUCUUAUCAAGUGUAUGGUAUAACGAUUCAGUAUGUUAUUGGUGCGAAGGAAUCAGAGAAAAGGUAUCGAUCACCAGUACCCAUUUUUCGAGCUCAUGAGCUCUCGAAAUCGAAAACCACUUUUGCCCUCAGAAGUCCAUAAUUAGACUCAACAAGCGUUCCGUUGUCUACUUCCUGAUCCCAGAAACCAAUAGCGCACGGGUACAGCCUCCUCUCAAAGUCCACUCGCUCAUCAUUUAGGUUGAAGACAAGGGGGGGGGACAAUACCAUUUCGAAUAGGGAUUCGGAGAGAUUAUGUCACUCACUGACUCUCCUCACUCCCACCACGCCUUAGAGAACCAUGAAUGCCGACGACCGUUUUCGUCGUCAGUAGGUGUCCUCGGUCGGCGGUAGUUUUGCGUUUUAAAAUUAUCCUUUAGCCGAAUCUACAGUAGUCUCGCUGGACUGUGAUUGCCAAAUGCGUCGGCGUUGUGCGAGUCCGCAGUAUACGGUUAUGAACCACCCCCGUAGCAUACAUCGCGGCUGUAUCGUGGAAGCUUCCAGAGACAAGAAAUGCUAAACAGGUUGUAUUCGAGCUUUUGUUAGUCAUUGCCUCGUCUCUAACCGAGAGCAUCCGUGGUAUGUAGAACAGUAGAUAUCUUGGGCUAAUCACAUUCAAAAGGUUGAAAUAUUCCUUGAAGUGUGAAGCCUUUGAACAUUAUUCCAGUUUUCGUGGCUUUCGGUUUCAAACCGCAUUUAUAGUAGAAUGGAUGCAUACAAUUAAGGACAUGUUAGGCUUGAUCACGGGACAUUUUACCAUACCUGGAUACCUUAGGUGUUCUGGUCGGCUGUGCGCGGAACCAGCUUUGCCUAAUUAUGAAGAAAGACUUGCGAACCUACACCUUUUUAGUCGUAAACUCCUAAUUCCAAAUGCCUGUUUUCUAAGCUCUGUACCCGAGCCUAUAUCGUUAUGAUUAAUUAAUAUGCACUGAAAAAAAAUCAGGAAUUUCAGGUACGUAUUAUGACUCUUGGAAAGCACUUCUGUCUACCGCGUCCACUCCACCUGCUGCAGAAGUCAGCAAAGUUAACAGUCUUCAUUUGAUAACUGUAUUGUGUCUGUAUAAUCUGUAGAAAAAUGAAUACUUGGCCAAACUAUUUCCUGCGAGAGCGAAAUCCGGUCUCAUUUUUGCUUGUCAAUACAACUGGAAGUGCAUAAAGUUUAUGGGGAUACUAAAGGGAUCUUUAUGACCAUGUUAGGCUGAUGCGCAUGCACCCGAAGAAUUCUAAUUUGUUGGCAACCAAAACAGUGAUGUCCCAGUACUAUGCAGCUGGCUCGUUAUAACGCACUUUCAGAUGACUCCAGAUAUCAUCCAAAAUGAACAUCAGCACAGUUUUUGUCGAUUUUACCUCACAGUCCGCUCGCAUCCAUCACCAUCGAAAGCCCUGGGCUUCUUCUUUAAUAACGGCCAACUACUGCAGAGAAUAAUCACAGUCAUUAUCUGGUUUCGAUGCCGUUUAUAGCUGUGUGCAUAUGCAGAUGUCAGACCGGGCAGUUCGAUGAAGUGCUCUUUCUGUCAUGGGAAUCACCCACUCAGUGAGGUAUCAGGAAAAACUGUUUUCCCUCCAAUCGCCAGACUAACUGCCAGAAAAAAGCACACAGAGUUUGCCUGUAUUGCCGAACAUCGAGUCUCGCUCAGACUCUGUGCUCGGCCUCAAUCAAGCUAUCUGAUGACGCAGUGCCCAAAAAUUCGGACGUGCCGCACUCUACCAGUCAGUUACAUAGUGUUGACUGGUAUCCAGUCUUUUGGUUUUCGUCUGCCGUGGUCUAGAUUAACAAACAGGAUAUGAGCUAUGCCGUUCGUGGAUAUUGCCCAUUUCUUUCCGGUAGAAGACUUCUGGAAGUCAUCGUAUACUAUCAGAACGAAGCGGCAUUUGACGCUCUGCCUCCAUCGCGACUGACUGCUGCAAAUACCGAAGCAUUUAAUGGGAGUGGCUUAUGAGGGCUCCCUGAAGGGCAGUCGCUCUCUCACAAGUUCGAGAUGUGCCUUUCUCGGUUCCUCACUAAACAACAGUAAGAACCUGCGGUCUACCAAUAUUUGCCUGCCAGGAUACAUUCGAUAUGCCUGUCAGUUUUCACCCCUGUAGGUGCCUCAUUAGUUCUUCUUUGUUGAAACGGGCUUAUCGUCUUUAUCACGGCCUAAGAGUCAGGUCUUGCUGCUAACUUGCCUACCGAUAGCGGACUUCUCAACGACGUGUUGAGUCGUUGUGCCAGCCUUGCCACUGUUCACGUCUCAGACCCCCGAGAUAGUUAUAUUUGUCUUUUGACACAAGGGUUCAUAUGGCCAGCAUUUGUGUGCCUGUGUCUUUAAGAACGUGCUCGUUUAAGCAAGCAAUGCUGACUUCAUCCAUUUACGACGGAUUUCAGACCGCAUACUCGAUAUCCACCUACCUGAUAGGGCUCAGAAACUUCUGUCUCUACGGACAUCAUAUCAGUAUUCGUAAAUUGUCGUGGACAUCUGAGGGAAUUUGGUAGGUCGACGUCCCCACUCCAGUGCGGUACCGGUUUUUGCCUUUGUUGCUUGAACUGAAAGUUCACAGGGGUUAAAUUCACCUGUCUAGUAUUCCUAGUCCCUGUAAGCCUUCCUAUUCGCGUAAACUCUCCACUUUGACUAACAUACCUCUCCACGCAUGGCAGCGGGACUCAUUACGCAAUGCCCUGGGUGAAUCAGUUCAGCAUAUUCUCAACUACUGAUUGCAGUGGGAUGCUCGGCUAAACAUGUCCCAAUAACCACCACACAGCUCUCCCUCAACGGCCGCAGCAAGCCUUCUUAAAAAUGGAUCAUGCAAUACACUAUUUGUCAACUCGCGGUGACUUUAGUUUGAGGCCCGGAUAGCAUACUUCGCCGAAAGUGACGUUUCACUGUAGCCUAUGAGUGAAUUUCCCGAGGUCAGCCUACCUAAUUACGUAGUGCAGUAGCGCCGGAUAAAACAUCGCAUCUGGCUUUAAAACAGACGAAAGGUGGGGUACUGCGUCCAUCGUCGCUUCAAAAUUAUUCCACUUCUGGGGAGUGGGGUGACUCGUAACUUUCUAUUCUACCACAAGGUCAUCGCGUUCCGUGCUGUUGUUAGACCACCAGAUGGCUUUGUUUGCCAUUCUACUCCUCUUGUUUGCAUUUGCUCUCCAAUGUAUCAAUUUUUGUGCACCAAAUAAGUCCGCACUCCUAAUUAUCUUUUAUUUCGCAAUGUUUUCCAACAAUAAUAGCUGGUGUCUGUGCGUGUGAUAUUUUGCUCACACACUGCCCCCCAAACCGCUCGUCCGAUUAUCCUUCGUGAAGCCAUUAUCCCUAUGUAUUGACUCACCCUCUUUGAAUAGGUUUCAUGUCUCGUUUAGUGUGUGUGUGUGGGCCUAAUAUGCAUUUCCAUUCCCACCUGCCCAGGGACCUGCAGCUGAGGGAGGACUUCAGUUACGGCAUUCCACUUGUUCGACACCUCGGAGUGGCCGCCGUUGUGACAAUAAUUGCGGAAUAUCAGGCCAAUAUUGCGGCUAAUGGGGAAAGCUCUACCUUCGUCGCCUACACACCAACCGUCCUCUAUACAUGCCGUCCUACCAGAGAGUUUACUCCUGAGGCAGUACACUACCUGUCCGACCAACUGAGCUGUGGUUUGCUGUCGGACUCCGUUCCUGGCACACGCUUCUUUGUUGGCCUCCUUAUGGUCGUUUCUUUUCUCUACGCAGUACUGGGCAGCUACUUUGUGUGGUCACGUAAGCUUUUCUCCUCUAUACUACACUUACCAUUCAUUUCUGCCUUCACUGCUCAAGCUUCUCUUUGUAAGUCACUCAUUCCGUGUUUUAGCAGGCGUAACUUCUUGUUCCGAAUUAGAAGGACUUCAGCUGCUUUUUGUUCUGCAGCACUGGAAUGUGUAGAGUGCAUAAGGUCAGUAACCGCAUCGACUGAUUGGCAGUUACAUCGAAUGCCUUGCCUAGACCCCAUCUUUCGCCGCAGUCUACAUCCAAAUAACCUCUGUGCUUGCCGGCAAAAUUAAAUGAGGAUCCAUUAGAGAACUCUCCGACGCCCGUUAUUGCGUGUUAAGUCUGGCUCAGUUUUUGAGUAGGAGCUAGCCCCGUCGUGUCACGCACAGACCUAAGUGGCCUACCAGGCAAAUCGUUGCUCACAAGACCACCUCUAAACCUCCUGACCAAGCCUUACUAUUGCAACACGAUAAGUUAUCGCUGCCGCGUCCUCCAAUAGAGUUGGUGGUGGUUAUCACCAUAGCCAGCAAAGGAACUAUCCGUGAAUUAUAGGAGGACAUGCGGAGUAAAGAAACAUGCGAUGGCGGUUUCACAGAAUAGAUACGCGGUCAACCCACGGACUUUUAUACAGCGUCAUUUUUGAAAGCAUUUCCGCUCCUUUGAGCUUCGAAAACCCACUCUAGAGACCUUUUGCACCUCCCUCAAUUGGUGAUGGGUGAGGUAUGACUGUUCAGAUAUCGUAAUUGCGUCGAGGCGGAUUGACACGACUUCCUAGCGUACACUAAAAUAAUAUGUGACAGGUGGAUCUGGGCGCGGUAAGUCUGUCAUGACGAGGGCAUGACUAAACAUGUAGGGCUUGUGUAGACGCAUACUGUACACACUGUACACCAAAGGCUAUUUGAUGGAACCUUUUGACAGUCAUAUCCAUUUUCGGUUCUCUUUUUAGGUUGUUUGCUGAGCCUUCUCAUGACCUUCUCCCUCGUCUUCAUGUUCUUCGGCUAUAGAUUUGAAAUACUUCAGAGUAACGGUAAGUCCGGUCUUAUUUUCAGAACCCCCUUCUGGUCAGAAAUUGGUCCCCAUCCGGCCUUCUAGAAGGCAUGCCUUAUGGGAAUUGUCACAUCUUUUUGACAUGGUCUUCUCUGGAUUAUUGACUGCCGGCUCUCCCGUUCCUUCGCUCGCAAGGUAGAAAACGACCAAGGGCAGAGGCGUGUCAAACGUGCUGACGUGGGGAUCUGGAAAGUUCCGUUGUCACCUUGUCGAUGACUUGCAUCAACUAAGUCUGUGAAUGUGCGCUCAGCCGACCUGGUUAUAUGCUCACAUAAGACGUUUGUCCGAGCCCUUUAAUUUACCUGGCCCAGACUGAACACCCUCUAAAUACGUGUUAUAGCGGCAAGCAAGAAGCCUAUUUCGCCGACACCGCUCCCCUUACACCAGAUCUAGGUUAUCAAUUCUUCUUCAUGUUUAGCAUAACUGAACACCCUCAGUCCGCUCCUCUAUUCGACGAUUUCUGCGACUGUUGUUAUAACGAUGGUGGUAAAGACGGCCAUGCCGCUAGUUGUGAUGGUUGUUGUGGGGAUGGUAAUUGUGAAUAGGCCUUCUUUAUUUCCUACCUUCUUUCUUGGUCAGCGUCCGGUUGUGCGUUCAAUUCGCCGUAACCGCCGAGUGCAUGCAUCAGAAGUAAAUAUGCAAUGCCAAAGAGUAGAGCGCCGAAUUUGCCUCUAGUGUGAACCGUCCAGAUAGAUAUUAACUAAGAAUCUUCUGAGAUUAGAGUACGCUGAACUAAAACUUCUGAAACCGCCACUUACAGAAACAAAACUGUUCAAGUAGUCGGUAUGUCCUGCACGUAGUAACUUCAAGAAAGGUUCUGUUACAAUAGCAGGACACCAUCAGAUCUAACAGGUAUAGACUUCUGUUUACCUCGAGAUUCAUUAGCGCUUGAAUUCUAGCUCAUUCAUUGUCUGGACUAGUUGUCUGUUCCACAGCAGUAUUGUAUACGCAAAAGACUUAUUCACGAGCGACUGGCCAGUGAUCGUAUUUCUGCACUCCAGAUCUAUUCAGAUGCGUUUUCACGCAUGAAGUUAAACACAAAGUUCCCGUUUUAUUUGUAUAAACUCCUGACCAUUCUUUUUGGCCUAGACGGGACAAAUGACUGCUUUUGCCAACAUAUCCAUUUGUUACCAUCUUUAGUAAUGGGAAGAAUCGCGCCACGUUAAACCUGCCGGCUGACCCGUGUUUAGAAGGGCACAAGCGUAGUCCCUGGCCAGUCGGUUUUUACCGAAAUUGCCACACCCGACAUUGCCUUUUUGCAUCUUACCACUCUAUGUUUAGUGGCCGCAUGUGUCGUCUUCGGCGUCCUGAUUCCCAUCGCAACGAGCCUUUGCAUCAUGAUCGUGAUCUGGUUUGCCUGUGUUCGGCGAUCCUACUACCCCCCACCGCCUUCCAUCCCUUCGCGGCCCAACAUUUUUGCGCGUCCACCUAUCGCCUCCACCUCCGAUAUCCUGUCCGUUUCGCGUGUCAAUUUCAACCUCGACGAUACCGAAGAGGUCGGAAAUUCACGGCCCUACCAGCAUGAUGCUAGUGAUGACUACUACGAUGCCGGAAAAGUGGGUUUUGACCGAGCUGGUGGUGGGGGUGCUGGCGUCGUGGGAUCCUCCGUGAACCUCCUCUCCAAUGCCACCAACACGACCAUGGGCAUCGGUCUUAACAUGGGCUUCGACGAGAUGGGAGAGUCCUCGCCUGUCUCGGUGACCGAAAAUCGACGCGGCUGUCUCUCGUUUUGUUGUGGCCGUUUACGUCAGGCGAAUGCAUUUCGACUUCGGCGCUUCGCGCGUCUCCCACCCAUCAUCCCCGCCUCAUUCCUCAUUGCUAGUCUUAUUACUGGGGCCUGUCUACGUAAGUUAUCUGCUUUCUCACAUGACUUCCUCCUACCUUUAUCAUUACUCUUCAGCUUCUCCGAGGAAUCCCACUCUGCGAUCGGUCGAACGAAAGUUGUUUAAACUGCUGAGCGCAAGCAUACGGGCAUUUUAUAGGCCGAACCCCUCACAGCUGUGCCAUGCAGUGACAGAAUAUCGACGAAACACGCGUGUCUGGGCCUCUAGCGAGUACCUGUGCUGUUAUUAUGGUAUCCUCUAACCCUAAAAUAUGCUACUAACUGUCUGUCGACAGUUAAUGAAUAUCAUUUGGUCAUCCCGCUGUGGCUAACGGACAUCGGCCCAUAUAUGCAUACAUCAAAUUUCGGUCUGCGCCUAUAGACUUUAGAAUAUACUGACCUACUCCAAGUUCGCAGUUAAUUUCUGAGGAAAUUAAAAAGCAACAAAUCCACGACAAAUCCUCAGCCACUCAAAGCCAACCACACUGCAUCAUUUGAAAUCUCCCAUCAUUAAUGGACGACUUUUAGUUGCAUGAUAACACAAAAGCGGUAUUGAAAAUAACAUUGCUUUGGUUAGAACAACGAUCUUAAACGCAAAAAAUUCAAAAACUUAACAUUCUAUAAAGCCUGUCCUUGAAAAGAAGUAAAGGAAACACCAUAAGCAAAAUGUUUGCCAACUGACUUUUCAACGACCAAAAUAGCAUCUAAAGGGCUUCUUGGGAUAAUUUUCGGGGCGAAUAUCUUCCAAGAGCCAAUGUAAUAUGCAGUAUACAAUAUGCAAUAAUAUACAGUAUACAGCAUUCUUGAUCGUGCUUAGGGACGGCGUCUCGAGAGUUCUAUGCAUUUUUUCGGUUUUGCACUGUUCGAGAUGCGGUCGACUACAAUAAAGAGGCUUUCGCUUGAUUUCGCAGAUAGGGGCGCCACAAGCAUAAACGUUUUUAUAAUGUUGCAUGUAGGGAGCCCGGCCAGUCACAGAUAACUUGGAGUAUAGUUAGCAGAUACAAUCAUGAAAUGUCACUGAAUACUGUACUGUUUUCAGUGUUCUAGAUCGAUUGUCCAAAAUAACAGGUUCUGUCGUUUUUGUUUAUCUAAACCUUCGAAGUUAAACCGUUCUCGAAAGCUUUUUGACCGAGUACCGUGUCCUCGGACGUUAUUUUUUAUGCCGAUGACGGUUUUGGCCAUGAUUUUUGGCUCGCCCAAACGUGAAACCUGAUCAUCAGGGAAGAUAAAGUUCCACACCGAGGCCCAGUGAGGAAUCCGUUCUUGAUCAAUUUCAAAACUUGAAAAAGUAUCACACUGGGAGUAUUUCGUUGGUUCCUAUCUCUCCAAAAUAAAGUCAGGGGAAAAAUGAAACCUUUUUUCCCGCCCACACACUAUUUCAGACCGAUAUGAAUAAUUUUUCUGCCAUAAAUUAGAAAAACUGCCCAUUAUUUUUUUAGAAGCACUUUUGCCUUAUAUGCUUACUUUUAGGCUCCGUUCCACAAUUAUAAAUAUGUUACAGAGUGACCACAUAAAUACUGAAAUAUUUUCUAAACGACUAACACUGUGCCUGCUACGUAUUAGCAAAAACUAGACCGCGCAAAAAACAUCUUACUAUAUGCCCAAAAGUCCAAAUGGUUGUUUAAUGCCUGGCCUUUUCGCAGCCGUUUUUGAAAUAUUUAUAUGUGCCAGGAAAUUAGGUGUUUGUAAAAGAACGAAUUGCCCCUGGGCGUUUUUGCUUCAUUUUGAACAUAACAUUUCCCCGAAUUGCAAAUCAAUAAUUCCUUUUUUUCGGAAAUGGCCUCUUUUUCCCACCUUGUCCUACCUUAUUUAAUCAACCUGGAAAACCAGUUUUGGAUGGUUGUUUCUUAAUCUAUCCUAACUUAGAUUAAUUUCCUUCGUUAAAGAAACAUACGCGAAUUGGUGGGUGUAGUCUAGAGCAGGCUCUACCACAGGAAAUCACUUGAUUAAGAGGUAACGUUAAUUCCCACCAAAAAUUUUAAACCGUAAAGCUGGUAAAAUGUCUUGAAAACAUGUUUUCUCUGGGGAAAAUGAAUCCCGCCAGAACUUGAGCUAGUGCGUAAAAUGUGCAACGCUCGUGACACCUGGAUCUGAUUAUGUGGAUCUCGGUCAUUCUGUUUUUCGGAGUCGCAUCGCCGACUGUACAGAAUCAAGACGUCAACGUACUCGGCGCGCUCCUUUAUGCCAGUAAUUAGAUAAUCUUUCCGGAAGAGAUCGUUGGAGAUAAGCGACAGCCUUAGCACACGCCUGACGCAUCACCCAGAUCUAUGAACCCUGCGCGCACUUGUUCCCGGUCUCCGUAGGCGUUGUCGGUGAGACCUCUCGAGUUCCGCUCAGACAAGUAAUUAGUACCAGCCAGCACUAGCAAUGUUUAUUGUUAGUCUGUGACCGUAUGACCGGAGUAUCAGACCAGUUAAAAUCUGUGCAGUAUAGACUAACCGAGGAAUUUGAGUGUCGGCGACUAUGGCUGUGGAACGCACGUUCCUUCCUUUUACUUAUUGUUGUCUCUACUUUUUUGUUUUACUGUAACUGCGUGUUUAGUUACCUCACGAAGGUCCCCUUUUUCUUCUCUUCCAGCCUCCUUCCAGUUUCUUCGCAUUCCUGAAGCGCAUCUCAGUGUUUUCGUCCUCCUUGUGUUGGUGUUACUUAUUUUGCUGACUAUCUACAAGAACUUUGUGAGUCUUCGCCGUUUCUACUAUUUGUGUGGAGUUCGUUUUCUCGCUAGCGGCUUACAAUGAAAAACUUGUUAUUUUAUGCUAAAAAAUUAAGGUAGGCGAAAUCAGAGCCUCGAGGUAACUGAAGUUACCUGAAGUAUUCUUACACAUGUUCAAAUUAUCCACCCAUGGCUGACGAAUGCUCUACGUCUUCUAAAUGUUGUUCUCUUACUUAAACGCAUCGCUGGAAGUAAAGGCUUAAAAAAUAAAAGUUUUAGACAGGUCUCCCUUUUUGACUUGUGAUUGGUCUGGAGGUUGCAGCGAAGCGUUGCACAAGCCGGUUUCACGUCCGCAUGCCGAUUGGUUAAAAUAGGAUCAGGUUGCCAGUAUUCACUUAUUUCUCCGACUUAUAAAUUUUUUCAUCUUUGCCUAUUUUUGUGCAUAUCCGAAGGUAAACUGGUGAUCGUCCACCGGGCUGCGCAUAGCGACAUGUCAACGCACAUCAUUUCGCCUCAUUUCGAGGCCAUGUUUAUACAUUUAUGUCACCACACGUUGGUCAGCCUCGCUGCAAUAACCAUCUGAUCAGUAUGACAACACAGUAGACUGUCUUUACCAAGUUUGCUGUUGACAACCGAUCUUUUAGCUGCGUGAGUAAAUAGUCAUAUGUUCUCCGCUAUGCUGACGGACGCCUACUGUGAUGAACGUCCUGGGAUACACAUAGCCUAUAGAACUGGCGGGCAUCUUCUAAACAGCAGACUCAUAAUGGCCCAAACGCGGCCAUCCACGAUCACGGUCCUUGAUCUGCUCUUUACCGACGACUGCGCACUCAACACUAUGGCCGAAGAAUACAUGCGACGUGGCCAUUGAUCUCUUCGCCUCCCCCCCCCCCCGCUGCGCUCACAUCGGACUGACCAUAAAUAUGGGUAACUCGAUAGUCAUACACCAACCGCCACCGAACACUGAAUAUAACUCCCCUCGAAUCGCUGUCAACGGCAACCAACUCUAGACCGUGGACAAAUUCGCCUAUCUAGGAAGCACACUCGCGCGGCACAAGCAUCGACGACGAGGUUGCCUGUCGGCUCUCCAAAUCCAGCCUGACCUUCGGCUGGCUGCAAGCCUACUGUGUGGAAUCGUCACGGCCUUCAACUGAAGAUGUAGAGGACCGUCGUCUUGGCGACACUUCUGUACAGAGCGGUGACCGUCUGCUUCAACCAUGCCAAGAAACUCAACCACUUCCAUCUCAGCAGCCUUCGCAGAAUACAGAGGUUGAGAUGGCAGGACAGGAUCCCGGACAGGGAAGUCCUGGAACGGGCCGGAAUCUUUAGUAUCCACGCCAUACUGAGACAACACAAUUGCAAUAGAGCGGUAACCUGGUGAUAAUGAACGACGCCGGUCUAAUAAAACAGCUCUUCUACGGGGAUGUCGUCACGGAUGCUCGCUGACCGGGAGGAUCAAAAAGACGCAACAAGGACAUACUGAAGAACACUUUUAAGCGAUCGCAUAUCAUUUCAGAGGCCUGGUAGGACCUGGUCCGGAACGGGCAGGUCUGCAAAAGAGAAGUGAAGACUGGCGCAGCCAUCUACGGGGACCGGUGUCCAAAACUAGCGUUGCACGACCUUAGAAAACGCUAAAAGUAUUCUUAGCGUGGAGUAACUCGCAGAGGACUUUCCGACAAGCCAAUCUUUUGGUCUUUGGGGCCCGUUUUCUGGAGGGUCUGGGCUGAUUCUGAGACCACUGAGGCAGAUCAUCAGUUGUCCUCUGGUUCAUUGUUUUGUCCAUCUUUGCGAGCACCUGCAUCCACGCCGCCGAAAAACCGCUGUUUUGGGGGACGCCCUUUGCUCGUCUUCACGACAUGGCUGCACCAUCAACCUUGAGUUUCCUUGCAGAAAUGCCGAACUUUCAGGUCAGUUCGGGGAUCUGGGUUGCGUGGAUCGGUUUCGCCGAUAACGCACAGACCAACUCAGUGUGUUUCAUCGAGUGAAUAAAAAACUGGAGGAACUGUAGGGAGUCGAACAAAUUACCAUUCUGCCCGCUGAUAAAAGACGAUUAACGGGGAGACUACAAUGAAGAAAUUAGGGCUCUACUUGGUGACAAAGAAUUCUGCAGAUCAGCACAGAAUUCACAAGUCAUAGCACGGCAGGUCUUUUGAAUAAAUUACUUAGAGAGCUCAGGGACAAAAGUGUAGUGACGGAGAAUGGAUGGCGACAUAUGAAGCCGACGGACAUUUCUCUGGCCCGAUUCCAUGGCUUGCCAGAGAUCCGCAAACCAAACGUUCCACUGCGGCCAAUCGUUGCCCUAAAAGACGGCGCCACCCAUAAUUUGACGAAUAAGAUGCGUUCAAACUAAAGUUUCUCCGGGGCGAUCCAAGUACCUAAGUUCGUUCAGCCUCUUCGUGGUCGGAUGAUUCAAUCGGACGAAAUCAUGGCCACUUUCGACGUGAAGUCGUUAUUCCCAACUACCCUACUAGACUUGGCUUAUGGAAUCUUGCCUAAGAAACUGAAGGAGGUAUACGACGAAACUCGGAGCCCGCUCCAAAUCGAGCUUCUCACGAGGCUUUUCAAAUAUUACUAGAAAGCGCGCUUCCCCUUUGCGGGAGAAACCUAUGCUCACAUCAAGGGAACGCCAAUGGGCUCCCAAUUUCAGAUUAAGUGGCAGUAUUGGUCCUAAAAGAGCUAGAGAAGACCGCCUCAAUCCAGCGAGAGCCGAUAUUUGGCGCUGUUACGUGAACGGUACGUUUGUUAUCGUUGGGUAAAACAUGGUGCAAAGUUUCCGUUAUCCGCUUAACUCAAUAUAUCCCGGCAUGGACGGUAUGGUAUUACCGACAACGGCAAGACAGACUGGUAUACAAUUCACCAGGGAGGAGGAAAAAGAGAGCCAACUGCCCUUGAUGUGUUCGUCUGGCGAAGCCCCGAUGGCGAAAUAGAAACAAGGGUUUACAGGAGGGUAGCGAAUACCUUGCAGUUUCUGUUUUCAUAGCAAUCAUCCGGUGACCCACAAACAAAGCCUCGAGAGCCCUCUUCAAACAAAUACAGGUUUACUGCAGCAACCCGAAAGAAGAUGCACGCGAGGCCCGAUACCUCCGCAAAAAAUUAUACGGAAUGGCUAUUCGAAGGCGUUUGUUCGCCCCAGAACGGCACGGGAACACCACCGAUGGUAUCAUAUGCUCCGCCAUUCCCAAAUGACGUUUCAGAGGCGACCGGGCGCAUUUCUGGAGGACUAGGUGUUGGAGUUUUCUACCGGCCCAAAACUUUCGUACGCAGCAAGACCGUGAGAAUUAAAGACCGAUUAAAUGCGGGGGAACAGUCCGAUGUAAUGUAUCGUAUCCCAUGCUUAGACUGCCUUAGUAAUUACACAGGUCAGACUGAACGCAUGCUCAGACCGCACAUACACGAACAUAAGCUGGCUGUGUGACAAGGCGACAAAUUAUCGCAGGUGGUCGCCCAUACCUUCGAAACAGGUCACGAGUUUAAUUUCACAGCCACUGUGAUCAUCGCCCACGCCGGAAACAAGACAAGUUGAAAAUUAAUUGAAGCACGGGCGCCGGGUGAGGGCUUAGUCACUCGAUGCAUUGAUUUGACGCCGGCAUACAGGGUUCUGCGCAGCCACCUCUACCCCUACGUCACUUACUGUUGAUUGAAAAACACUCACUACAACUGUCGCGUGUUCUAUUGCAGUUUUUAGCUCUAAUGAUGGACUCCUUCAGGUGAUCGAAAGCCCAGACUAACAAGCAAAUUGUUCCGGUGCUCGACCGGUCAUGUUCUUCCUUACUCAGAGGCGGAACUAAUUGAACCUCCUAUAUUGGCUUCGACUCACUGUCCAGGUUUCUCAGCCUCGCCAGAACGACAGCUUGUGUAUCAUCUCUGUGUUGAGGCGAAUACCGCCAAAAUUCCAGCAUAUUGACUAUUACUUCUCAGAGAUCUGCUUAGUUGGUUGUGUGGACCUGGUGUCAGAGACAUCUUAGUCAUCCUCUUCCCAUUCUUAUCCAGCUCCCUACAUUGCCUUCUUAGGCUUUUGGACUGUCUGUGGGGGUGACGGGCCUCUACAUUGCCCUCUCCUGCUUUGGAAUGCUCUUCUUUCCAAAUGCCCUCCUGCCCUAUGUCCUCAUUGACCAGUUCCUCAUUCUGGCCUGGCCCAGCGCUCGUCUGCAAACGCGUCACGUUUCGGCCCACGGACGGAAUGGUACGAUCCCCACUUUCUUGUCUCGAGUGUGUUUUGUCUAGCCCUCGGUUUUUCUGUAUUUCCGACUUCCUACUACUUCGUGGUCGUAGUCACUUUCCUGAGCUGAAAGAAGAGAUCUCCAAGAGAUCGGUUGACGUUAAGGAAAACUGGGUUUAGUGUCCACUUUCAAAGUCUGCACCGCUUAACCCCGUUAAGCAAGAUUUUAAGUCGAUUUCUCAGUCAGUUGGUCAUGCCUUAAUCAGCUUUUUCCUGCCUUUGCUUCUGUAAUUGUUCGUCAUGAUUUCCACGCGGUAGAUGCACUGAAGUAACAUGGGGGGGGGGCAGAUUAGGACAUCACACGUGUUACUCGUGGUGACACUCGUGGCGCCGACUCACGCCGCACUGACUGCUUGCGCCCGAUCCACCUAUCAGAUCGCUGGACUGCCGGUCCGAGCACUGAAAUGGUGUCUGGGAAGGGGAAGAGAAUGAGGUCGACUCUGGGGACUGUCCCCACGGCACUCAGCUCAUAUCCCCAACUACAAUGAACCUGACGCUCUUGAAUCUAUCGCGACGCGCACUACGCGUGGAUUGGAAGGCUGUCAAUUGACGGGAUAACUCGGUCCUUCUCUCAGGACGAUGAAUCAGGUUGUAGUAACUCCUUCUGAAUGUGGCCUUCGGGGCACUCGCACUCAGUCGGGAGCCGAGCCUUCCCCGUUUCUUUGGGAGCGUGGUCCGUCGUGCGCGAGUCAGGCUUGUGGCACGCGUAGAUGGGCUGUUUGGCCUUGUCAGCCACUGCGUCCAAUGUCGUCCCCAGUUUUAUUGACUCCACAGUGAGUGACCGAUCUUAUGAAAUGUUGGCCAAAAUUCUGAAAUGCGUUUUCGACUAGGAAGGAUUACUUAAUCGCGGUUGUAAUACUGAUUAUCUUGCGACAAAAUCCUAUAAUAUUUCGGACUCGGCAGGAUGUCAGCUUUUGAAUACACCUCUUUUCCAUCUCUCGUAGAAACCGUACAAGGUAAAAAAUGGCUACAGAUGUAGCAUGCAUUUUUCCUGUUGCUUUUCGAUGGCCUUGCAAAUCCAAAUAUUUCUUAUAGAAACCAUAAACAAAAAUAUGCUUUCUUUCAGUCUUUUGAUAGAGAAUCACGUCUUCUUUAUAUUUUAUACUCGAAGAAGGAGUAGGAUUAGGUUUUAAGACAGUUUUCUAAUUCCCGAAUAAUUUGGAGCCUGGUCAAUCGUUACGCUAGCGCUUAGUGGUUUCACUAUACAAGGCGCAUGCGUUCCGCGUCAAAAAAUCACAUACUUCUCUAUCCCUUUAAAAAGAUAACAUACAGGGUCCAUGAAAUUUUGCAAUGGAUGCGGACAAUGUUGUACAUUUCAUGAGGAGCUGUGGUAAACGGCCAGGUACGAUGCUAUUUGAAUGGACACUGCGCGCUCUUAAAACAUAUCAUAAUUAGAAAUUUUUUAAAACCUAAUUAUACUCCUUCAUCGGGUAUAAAAUAUAAAGAAGGCACAAUUUGCUAUCGAACUCUGAAAGAAAGCCCAUUUUUGCCAAUGGUUUCUGUAAGAUAUAUUUGAAUUUUCAAGAUCAUCGAAAACCAACGGGAAAAAUGCAUGCUAUAUACGUAGUCAUUUUUUACCUUGUACGGUUUCUACGGGAGAUUGAAAAGCAGCGUAUUCAAGUGCUGACCUCCUGCCGAGUCCGAAAUAUUAUAGGAUUAUGCCGCAAGACAGUCAGUAUAGUAAUCGCGCCUAAGUAAUCGAAAACGCAUUUUAGAAUUUCAGCCAACAUUUCAUGAGAUCGGUCACUCACUGUACAUUGACACCAGGCUGAGGAGAAUGAGGGAGGAGAGAAUGAAACAGAUUCCGCGCAAGUCUGCCACCACUGUAAACUUAUUCACGCGCAUUUCACACGUGAUCGGGUCCGCGGGGGAUAUCGACGUUCGCGGCGAUCGAACUCUCGGUACGGUGUGUGAUGGUGACUUUCUUGCGUGUGUGGUCACUUGUUCCAUCAUCAUUUCUUGUGUGUGGUCACUUGUCCCAUCAUCAUUUCUUGUGUGUGGUAAAUUGUCCCAUCAUCAUUUCUUGUGGUCACUUGUCCCACCAGAAGAGGGUGAUCGAACCUGUGGGUAGCUGUCCUGCCAGAUUUUGAGAACUAAAGCCUUACGCAGCUAUUCGGAGCGCCAGCCAAAGGCAUUUGCACACAUUGCCUGACGGCGUUUUCUGCGUCAUUUGACUUACUACAAAUUGGUUGUUCCCAGCCUAUUCAUCACUUGUAUUUAACUUUAAAUUAGCCGCUUUCCAAUCGGGCAGUCCCUGAUUGGACUGAAUAAUUUGACUGGGAAAACGUUGCUGCCUAGAUAUACUGGACCGUUCUCUGAGGAUUAUGCGUCCUCACAAGAGGAAGUCUCCACCUUCGAAAUAGGUAGACCAGAAAUUGCGCCAGGACAUUAAAGUUGACGAUAGGGCAGAGCUCUUUUGAAUUGAUUUUGAGACCGUUUUCGAGGUGUUCCACAAUUUUCGAGUGAAUCCUCUACUACCAAAUCUUGCUGAAGAAUGCCCAAUGCAUGUGCAUCUGCUUUUCUUUCAUGUUGUCGGGUAAUAAUUCCAAUAGUGAAUCGAUCUUCGGCUGAACACGAACAAUAUUCGUAUGUUUUGCCCUCUUACAGUGCGUGACCGAUUUCAUGAAACAUUGGCCGAAAUUCUGAAAUGCAUUUUCGAUUAGAAAGGAUUACCUAGGUGGCGUUGUAAUGUUGCCUAUCAAACAACAAAAUCCCAUAGAAGUUCAUACUCGACAGGAUGUCGGCUUUGGGAUGCGCUCCUUUUCGACCUCCCAUAAAAGCCAUACUUGGUAAAAGAUGACUACUUAAGUAGCAUGCAUUUUGCACAUUUAUUUUCGAUGGUCAUAUAAAUUCAGAUAUUUCUUAUGGAAAGCAUGCACAAAAAUAUGUUUCCUUUUACUUGUUUGGUAGAAAGUUACAUUGUCUUUACAUUUUAUAUCCGAUGAAAACGUAUAUUCAGACUCUGAAAAAGUUUCCCAAUUCCCCAAUGGUUUUGGCCCAGAUCAGCCGUUGCAUUACAAUUUAACAAUUCCAGUCUACAAGCCGCAUACUUUCCGCACAAGAAAAAUCAUAUAUUAGUCUAUGCCUUUAAUGGAAUGCCUAUUAAUGGAAUUUUUAAGUAACUGGAUGUAAUUGUCGAAGCUAAGAGAGCUCUCUUACUUUUCUGGCAGACAUGAUCUUCCUGGUGGUCUGGCUCCUGGGCAGUCUACUCGUCGGCCUCAUCACCAUGUGCAUGCUGCGCUUCCAAGAUUCACGGGAGCACGCACGCGGCACCACCGCAAACGUCACCGCGGCUGCCUCGAAUCAGACACGUCUCGCCUUUGCCUCAGCUCAUCCCCCGGUACCGACCGCGGCAUCUCGUCACACCGGUGUGCCGUUUCUUCAACGUCUGCAUCUGAGGCGGGGCCGUGCGCGGUCGCCGGACCUGCUGCCCCUGCCGGAACCCGAUCACGAGGUUGACGCUUUCGCUGUUACCACUCAUCUGGAGCAUUCCCUGCUCACCACCGCUGGUACUGCCUGGCCGCCACAGCCCUUUGAAAGAUCCUAUCAGCCGGCGGCCAACGAACGCAGAGGGCUACUUCCUCCUCCACGGUAUGAAGUGAAUUAUUGUGGGGUUUUUGAUUGUCUGAUAAGCGAUUGCUUUGCCAAUCACCCGGAAACAGUGCGAUCCCUUUCCUGUUGAUGUCGUAGUACGCUGCUGUUGGCGGCCUUGAAUUCUCUUGGUUGACGCAUUUAUUUACAAGCUUCUAUUCCAAUGCAUGUGUUGACUGUAUUCGAACAUAAAUGCAAGUAAGUGACUGAGGAAGCCCGGGAAGAGUGACCAGCCUGGUGGAUAGGCAGUAGUGCCAAAUGCCCUGUUACGCAUGGUGGUCAUACUUCUCCGCUUCAACCUCAUGUCUCACCCUUUGUGGCUCUAGGAGUCUGCACUCUGUUUACCUCUUCGACUGGCCAACGAAAUUAAUUAGAGAUAGCCGUGAAUUUGUGCGCGAAGCCCGGUUCAGUUUUGAAAAGAAAGAACCUUGUCGUGGCACACGUAAUCGGAAACCUCUUGACGGGUCACUUGCUGCAUCCGCUCUCAUUACCAGUCGCACUUACGCAUUUUUACCACUGAUUCGCAAGGGAUAUGAGGCCUUCUACACUGCAGUCCAUUUCGCCCUCAAGUCACCACCAACAUCGACUCUACGGCCAACCUCUACGUCCCUGUCUGAAUUGUGAGUGCACUUCCCCGACCCGAGUCGCCGGAAGUGGACUCCUCUAUGCCCACCUUUACAUGAACAAAUCAACCUGUUACUGCUCAACUCACUUCGACACCUGAAGCUCCGCCACACCAGCUCGCUGAGACCGACCGCAAGAGCGGAUUUGCGGCGUCUCCGGCUCUGACGGAAAGCAGGAGGAAUGGAACGCUCGAUGUAAUAGUUAGGACACAUAUGUAGGCGCGCGUUGCCUUCAGUUAUCACUUUUCUCACGGUAAGCGCUGACGGACUAUCGAUUUCGGUCAGUCACACGCGCCGAACUCUAACACCGGAUGGUUGACAUGCUCGGAUAGUCAACUAGUGGACAGAUGAGGGAAGAGAGUGAAGUCGACGCUGAGAACUCCGUUGCCAUGACACUUCAAGAAAUUCCUUAAGAUGACCAAUCUAACAGGCUUCGGAACACUCAUGACGCGCCAAAAGUUGGAAAGCCGCCUACGGACGGGGUAACUCCUUUUCCCUUAGGACAGAGCAUCAGGCUGUAAUGACUCAUUUUUAAUGUGCCCUAUGUAGAACUCUGAUUCUUAUUGAUCCGAGACGUCCCCCUGUUUCUGCGAAGACCCGGUCGCUUGUCUACGGACCAGGUCGUUCGUGGCACGCGUAGACGGAUUGCUUAACUUUGUCAGUCACCGCGGCCCAUCCUGUCUCCGGUCGCACUGACUUUGUCAUGUCAAGAGGACGGGGAAGGGGGGGGGCGAGUGCGACAGAUGCCGCGGAAGUCUCCAAUCACUACAAACUAAUUCACGCGCAAGACACCGUCCUGCGCCCACCCUGUCAUAAGGCACACGGUGGUCAUCGCCAUUCGCGACGUCGACCUGACAUCUGUGAGGGCCUUCUUCACGCCGAAUUUGGCUGAUUCCAUGUCACGGGAUCGCCACAUUUCGAAUGACCACCUAUAGUCGACCUGCGAAAGAAUCUCUAGCUAGGUUGACAAACUUAGCAGUUACCAUCCGAAGACCGCAGAACCAGAAGCGUGCUCGAGGUCAGGUUCCACCAACUCUAUCCUACAUGUUCAAUUGACCAAUCCGAUGCUCUUUUCACCCGAGUUCGAGCGAGUUGACGUUCUGGACAAUUCUGCUUUCGGCUCGACUCACCACAUGGCUGACCGUGUCAUCCAGCCGGUGGAGUGGACGUAGUUGACGUUUUAUAGUUCGAGCCGACUGGAUAGAUGUUAGGUGGAGGCAUGGUGGAGAACAAGAUUCUGAGAAUGAAUUGCUAGUGUCUCCGAUCGGAUACUUCCAGGCGAUGGAUGUCAUUUUGACCAGGACCAUGUCUCAUUCGUAUAGAUGAGUUUUUAUGGCUUAAACCUCAUAUAUCCACAGCUCUUUUCAACCUGAUUUCACACCGAUUUAAGAGGUUUCUAGGAAGUCUGAUUCAUGCUGCGCGUCCACCCGUUUGUUUUGACGACGGUUUUCAUCUUCUCGUCUGUUUCACAGAAAUUGCGGCCGAAGGUUGCGGAUGUGUUCUUUAACUCCCUACGAGAAACCCGAGGCAGUAAUCUUCGUCUGGAAGUACUUCAUUUUCAGACCCCCUUCGGGUGCCUUUUCGCGUAUCUGGUACGAAGCGCGAUGCAUUUCUAUAGCGGAACCCAUCACCACCGUAACCUCAGCCCAUAAUGCACGAACCAUGACGUGCUAUAAGGCCAAGAUGGUCUGCCUGUGAUUGCCCGAAAACACAGUCUAUUACGUAGUUGCGCACAUUUGGUGGAAAAAGAACGUCAGUUAUGACGUCCAAAUAAUCACUCUCCCUGUCAUUCACAUAGCCUUUGAACCUUAUGGACUGCAGUUGAUCUUCCUGGUUUCUGCGCCAGACCAUCGUACAGCAUAGAUGAUAGCGGCAAAUCCCUGUGGGCGGAGUAUAAUGCGAAAGAGACAUCUGCGAAACAUGCAAGGCAACAAUAAAGUUGCCUGACAAAACAUUCAAUCACCAGGCCCCUCACGAUCGGCAAUAGGUUGGUUAUUGGCAGAAUUGCGUUACCGACAAGGACAAAGUGGACUGGAAUGGUCAUUUCUGGCUUAUUAGCCGUCGUCAUCCAGUCAUGCCCCAACCUCGAAGUGUGGAACACCCGAGGCUCUAACUCGCGACCUGUUAGAAGUCCACGCCUCUAACCACUGGGCCACGAGUCCGUUGCCCUGUCGGUUUUCGAUCGGGAAUAUACAAUGGCAGGGGGCGCUCACCAGUCGUUCAUACGGAACUCACUCGUUCCGUUGUGCCUUAGGAGCCCAGCCAGCAGCCGCAAAGCGGCGCAUGAUAUAGGCAGAAUGACAUUACCGACAAAGACAAGGGAGACUGGAAUGGUUAUUGCAAGCCACGAAUUCUGCCGCAUGCCUCAUGGAGUGGGUUCAACACCGCUGACCUGCGCAGUUUCUGCCGCACCCUCCUUCACUCGCCUCUGAUGGCAAAACAGUGUUAAAACCACCCGAGGCGGACUCGGAAACAGUGGCUGAGAAAGACAAACGGCCCAUCUACACGCACUACACACGACAUGGUCCCUAUUUCAACUACCAGGUCACUCUGAGGGCGGCAUAAACGUCACGUUAAGACGGAGCCAUUGCAGCCCGGCCUUCGGCCCUCGAAUCACUCCAAAAUGCUCUCUUGACCGGAUAUCCCGUCGGUUGACAAACUCCCAAACUGUGACUCUUGGCGCAUCGUAAUAGAUUCACUCGCGUCAGACUUAUCAUAGUGGGAAUUGCUCUGACUAGCCGUAGGAAUGGAUUUCCCAGCGUCAGCCCCACACUCUCCCUCCCCCUUUCGUGAAACAGUCGACUGUCUGAGACUGUCAGCCAGCUGCUUUUGGUGCGGUAGCUGGCUCGGGUUGGGGCCUGCGUACAGGUGUGCCACCAUACAGCAAUAGUUAUGGGCUCCUUGUCUAAGGAUCCUCCUAAAGAUCUCCUCUGCGUGUCGUCAGCAUCUAGUUACGUUGGCAACAGCAGCACAAAUAUGCACAAGUACAAUUUUUCUAUGAAUUCGUUUCGCAGCCCACAAAGGAGACUUUUGAUGGCCCACUCAUAAUGAUUGUCGGCCUAAGCUGCCAGUGACUCUAUCGUAAUGAAGGUGGAAUCAUUUAACCGUCCCUGAUUAUGAUCUGGCAAGCGCGCUCCUGAGAAAUAACCAACAUCCACAUUGUUCUCGCGUAUGGUUAAUGUCUGUGGUGCCGCUGCGAGGUGAAUUCUCGCACUCCAGAUUGCUGCGAUGCAGGAUUUUCCUUGCAUGUUUUCUCAUGCGGCCAACAGUCAAGCGUGCGGAUGCAUCAGUACUCGCGGAGUCCGCGUUCGCAUGAUUUUUAGAGACUUGGCACAGGCUAGUUGCCUUCAUUUCUCAAUUCGGCCCCUGAGUAGAGGUCUGGCCGUCAAAGUGGCGGUCGCGGGAAGAACCUUUUUGGCAGAUAGCUUACAGUAGGUGGGCUAACUCAUGAAACGUCAACCGAAAUUUCGAAAUGCGUUCUCGUUUCGAAAAGAUUAGUUAAGUAGGGUUGUAAAACUGACCAUCCUGCAGCAUAAUUCUAUAAUGACCCAGUUACCUUGUGGGUGUCGGCUUUCGAAAGAACUUAUUUUCGGCUGCAUGCAAUAACUACACACUGCAACAAUGACUAGUUAUGUAGCAGGAAAUUUUCUCAUUGAUUUUCGAUGCUCUUGAAAAUUCAAUUGUAUUUCAUGGAAAACAUGCAUAAAAAUAUUCAUUAUUUUACUUAUUCUGUAGGAAAUCACGUCUUCUUCCAAUUUUACACUCGAAAGAAGGCUAUCAUUCGGUUUUAAAAAGUUUCUUAUAGUGAGAUUUUUUAAUACCGUGAAAUGACCGUUCAUGUACCGUAGAGAAAUACAUGAUUUUCCGUAAACGGAAAAUAUACGGAUUGUAGUCUUGAAACCCUGAAUGCAAGUUUAACAGUAGGUCGGGUUGAAAAUUAUUCGGGAAUUAGAAAAGUUUUUUAACACCGAAUGAUACCCUUCUUUCGAGUAUAAAAUUGGAAGAAGACGUGAUUUUCUACCGAAUAAGUAAAAUAAUUAAUAUUUUUAUGCAUGUUUUCCACGAAAUGUAAUUGAAUUUUCAAGAGCAUCGAAAAUCAAUGAGAAAAUUGCAUACUACUUAAGUAGUCAUUUUUUGCAGAGUAUAGAUCUUGCAUGCAGCCAAAAAUAAGUUCUUUCGAAAGCCGGCACCCUGAGGUAACUGGGUCAUUAUAGAAAUAUGCUGCAUGAUGGUUAGUUUUACAGCCCCACUUAAUUAAUCUUUUCGAAACGAGAACGCAUUUCGAAAUUUCGGUUGACAUUUCAUGAAUUAGCCCACCCACUGUACGUCUGCCACGUCGCGCUUUCGUCGUCCGAUUCUGCAGCAUGUCCGUGCUACUUGGUUGUCAUACCUCAAUCCUCCGCAUCAUAACGCUGCCUCCAUAGCCAACCUCGACUUAUCGCCAUUUCACUGCCGACCAACCGUAGGCUUGGCAGGUUAACCGGCAGCCAGGCACGCUCCGUCUGCCAGGAGCUUCAUCUGCGCGUAGCCAGUAAAAUCAUAUUUACCCGUCUUGUUUGGACCCAUCCAAGCAUCGGUUUAGACCGUGAUAAACUGUGAUAGGACCGGCAUCUGCGAAGGCGCGAUUCUGAUGGUUCCUUGUGCCAGAGAUCAGAGCCUUCCAACUUUCCUACCGGAGGGGAUGCAAAUUUUUUGUGACGUUUCAACCACGUCUGUCUGUUAUAUUUAUGAGCUCUUAACCGCCCUAAAGACACGUCCACUUGUUUUUUUUUAUCGAGAACACGUCUUAAUCUCGUAAGCUGGUCUUAGACACUUUUAUUCUUUAUUUCCAGUCAACGUGCAUUUCAAGGCUACGGCGGUCUGACUGACAACACGUCCCCGCUGGCCCCAAUGAGCCGUGUUCAAAUCGCCGCUGCUGCUUCCUCGAACCUCUCCCCUCUGCCUCAGUUGAAUCCAUUUGCCAGACAUGCCAAUGACAUGGAAGAGCAUGCAGACUCCGGUGCGCCCUCUCAUUGUACUUCGCCGAUAGGCCGCGUCGUUUCGAGACCACUUCUGGAAAUACCACCGCCUGCUUACUCAGAUAUCCGAAAUGAUUAG
This is a messenger RNA of Spirometra erinaceieuropaei, 23743 nucleotides long. The record is from the annotation of a GenBank genome assembly. NCBI's taxonomy places the organism in Eukaryota, Metazoa, Platyhelminthes, Cestoda, Diphyllobothriidea, Diphyllobothriidae.